UGACAGAGAAGUUUCACACGUUGGGAAAUUUCUCCUUUUCGUCGUCUGUUACGAUACCAUUUCACGGGUCACUAACCCAAAACCUCCACCUCCUCCUCCUCCUCCUUCCGCCUCUCCGAUUCCAAACAAAUUCCGGCUCCGUCACCAGAGAUCAUUUCCCCACCGUCAUCUCCGGCGCCGACCAACGCAUUUCAUCUUCCAAACUCCACAGUUGACCAUAUAUUGCAUAGUUGAGCUUCUCACGGCGACGGCGCGUUUACACACCUUCCGCUGAAACGCGACGCCACAAAAUUUCCUAGGGUUUCAUGUUUUGUAUGGUUGAGCGUCAUACAGAGGCUUUCAUGUCGUUUGAAUGGAGAUUAUCUCUUCUGCCACCAUUGCCUUGUCGUCCCAACCCUUUCCUAUAGCUGCGAUUGUUACUUUUCUUUGUUUCCUUCUCGCUCUUUUCGCCGCCGUUCGAUUGGUUUCUGUUCCUUACAUUAGAAGGACGAAAGCGCUACAAUCGGUGGCCUUGGGUACGAGGAAUUGUAAUUGUACCUGUUCGCUUAACGGUGGUGUGGUUAUUGGGGGUUUGGACCCCAGGGCUGAGAUUACUUCUUCGACUAGUACGAGUAUGCCUUAUUUGAACGGUCGUGCAGUGGAAGUUUUGGAGAAAGCGCCGGUGGUUGUGACGGAGCGGCAGACGGGCGCUUCGAUGAUGGAGCAGUUGGUGCCGGAGAUCACUACGCAUGCUCUUAGUUACUUGGAUUAUCCCAGCCUAUGCCGUUUGUCCAUGACUAAUUCGUUGAUGCGCAAAGCCGCGAAUGAUGAUAAUGCCUGGAAGGCGCUUUAUCAUAAGGACUUCACACUGGAACAAGAUACUGUAACUCCAAUUAACGGGUGGAAGGCUUAUUAUGCUGCAACAAGAACAAUUAUGAAUAUUAAUGCUCAAUUCUAUAACAUCAUCAGAGACAGGUCUCUUCAAGCGAUGAGUCGAUUUUGGUUAAAUGCAGAUUAUGUGAAGUGUAUUCAUGCUUCAGGAGAAUUCUUUUCCGGGUAUAAUGCCGUAAUUCAAAGUUGGCAGCUUGCAUUUAAUUGGGAACAAGGGAUUAAUUUUCAGGUCCGUGAUGUACGGGCUCGUGUGCUUACAGAUAUGGCUUGGGUUAGCAUGAAAACGUAUGUCGACAUGGAUACAGGGCCAUUCAAUGUGACCAACAUUUACGAGUUUCAUAAUGGUCGAUGGUACAUGGUGCAUCAUCACAGCUCUGUGAUGCUUAUUGUUGGGGAGAUGGAACAACAAAUGGUUCACGGGUGACAGCGAAGAUAGAAGAAAGUAAAGCAUGGAAAAAUAUACAAUACUAGGUGGUACAAAGAUAGGGUGGUGUCUGGUAGCAGAAGCAAGAUUAAAAGAAGAAAAAAAAAAAAAAAAGAAAAAUUUCUUGUCCAUUACUUUAAACACAACACCAUUUCAACUGUUCCAACCUCAGUUUUGCUUGACCUGUGUUGAUUGAUCCCUUUUUCUUUCAAAGUUUUUUUUUUUUGACCCCUAA
This is a messenger RNA of Benincasa hispida (wax gourd), 1529 nucleotides long. RefSeq names its product F-box protein SKIP8-like. Gene Ontology annotation, molecular function: protein binding. The record is from RefSeq and is a predicted model, not a curated record. Lineage: Eukaryota; Viridiplantae; Streptophyta; Magnoliopsida; Cucurbitales; Cucurbitaceae.